Seminavis robusta is the source of this 1715-nucleotide messenger RNA. The record is from the annotation of a GenBank genome assembly. Lineage: Eukaryota; Bacillariophyta; Bacillariophyceae; Naviculales; Naviculaceae.
CAGAAAACGACUCAUUGGUCUUCACAGCCAGACUCCACGAUCUACGGCUGGCCGAUGCCAAAGUCAAAGAUCUUUUCUGCACUCGCAAUUGCAAUUGAGGCUGCCUCCUCCUACAAGUAAUGUAAAAGUCGAUCUACAUGUACCACCAUGUCCUCUCAUCUGCCUCCACAAGACCCAUCCUCUGAUAUUCUUGCCUCGUUGUUGUAUCAGAAGGAUCUUUGGAUCAACGACGUCUUUCCAUUUUUGGGUCUGGGACACUUCCUUUUUGUGGGAAGUGUCAACACACAAUUCAAGAGUCUCUAUCAAGAAUAUUGCAAUCACGAGAUGAGUCCAACCCUUGUCGUCAUAGAAGAUGACGAGGAAGAUGACAACAAAGUGCGACCCGCAACCAGCACCGACACAUUGUACAGUGCAGCAUUUUUCAAUGUGACAUGUGCCAAAUACUGGUACAGCCUACAGUUUGAUUCCAGUCGACAAGAUCCAAAACCACUUUUGUUGUGCACACAUGCUGCAAGAGUGGGAAAUCUUACAGUUCUUCAAUGGGCUCGCGAGAAUCCAUGUCCAUGGAACGAACAGACAUGUGCUGGAGCCGCCAAGGGCAGCCAUUUGGAGGUCUUAAAAUGGGCCAGAGAGAAUGGUUGUCCAUGGGAUGCAACAACCUGCUCUUUUGCUGCUAGGAACGGGCACCUUGAAAUACUAAAAUGGGCAAGAGGCAACAUUAACUUCUGCCCAUGGGAUGCAGAUACCUGUUCUUCUGCUGCUGAGGGUGGCCAUCUGGAGGUGCUAAAAUGGGCAAGAGAAAAUGGAUGUCCAUGGGACUGGCGUACAUGUUUCGAGGCCAUCACAAGGGGGCAUUUGACAGUUCUCAAAUGGGCUCGUUCCGAUGGUUGUCCUUGGAAUCAUUGGACAUGUUUUAAUGCUGCAAAGUAUGGUCAGUUGGAGGUGCUGAAAUGGGCAAGAGAGCAGGGUUGCCACUGGAACGAAAGGGUGUGCUACAUUGCUGCUCUAGGUGGCCAUUUGGCAGUGUUGAUAUGGGCACGAGAAAAUGGCUGUCCAUGGGAUGUGGCAACAUGUCAUGCUGCUGCUGAAGGUGGGCACUUGGAAGUACUGAAAUGGGCGAGAGAAAACAACUGCCCCUGGAAUGAGCUAACAUGCAGCCAUGCUGCCGCUGCUGGUAAUUUGGAAUUAUUGAAAUGGGCCAAAGAAAAUGGCUGUCCAUGGAAUGAGGAUACAUGCAGUGGUGCCGCUAAAGGUGGAUUCUUGGAAAUUUUGAAAUGGGCAAGAGGAAAUGGGUGCCCCUGGGAUGAGCAGACUUGCCGUUUUGCAGCCAAGUAUGGUCAUUUGGACAUUUUGGAAUGGGCACACGCAAAUGGUUGCCACUGGACCACCAAAGCAUGUGCAGCUGCUGCUGAAAAUGGACAAUUGGAAACAUUGCAGUGGUUGCAUGCAAAUGGAUGUCCUUGGGAUGGCGAGACAUGCUACCGGGCUGAAAUAUCUGGGCAUCCAGAAGUUCUGCAGUGGGCACUUGCCAAUGGCUGCCCAGAGAGUGCCUUUGUGAACAACUAUGACAAUGAUUCAGGGAGCAACUAAAAUACUAAAAUCAGUCUUUUCCUGUAUUCUACUAUCUACUCCCUGAAUUGAAAGAGGAUUUGAGAGUUCCUACAUGUACAUUACGCCAGCAAUGUUGAAAGUCAUUUAGCUAGUUUCUUUAUCUC